UUUACAUUCCCCCCACCCACCCAUUUUGUUGAUGACGCUCAUUGCCUCAACAAAGAAAAGGGUUCUCUUAGGUAUUUUGUGUUUCCUCUUCUACAAUGAAAAUGCUAUAUUGUCUUAGAAUGAAAACCUUCAUGAAUUAUUUAUAGCUUGAAAAAACUGAGGAAAUGUCAUGGAAAGUUUAGAUGGUAUUGGUAUGUAGAAUUAGUUGAGCUUGGAGUCGAGAUAAAACUGGUAGCUUUUGAGAGAUUCCUUUUAAGCUGGAUUGUUUUUCCCAGAAUCAUCUUCUUCCCUUGAAAUACUUUGCAAUGACAGCGUAAGUUUAACAUACUAACUCCUGAACUUAGUUUAUAGUUUUUGGUUGGAGAAAUGUGGGCCAAGACUUCAAAGAUAUUCUUUGAACAAAAAUAAGAAGAACGCUGAUUUUCACUAUUGAAACUCGAAGUGUCAACCCUUCAAUUGACACAUUUCGAUGUAUGGAUAUCCAAUCAUCCAUUCAAGACCAUGUUAUAAUCUGAAGUAUCAGGAAAAAGCUGCAGAUAGCUAUUGUUUGAUGUUGGCAAAAGGUUAUCUCUUGCUAGAUGCUUUAGAACAGUAAAAGAGUAUUUGCAACACAGCUAGACAAGAAGGAAAUAAAUCAACAUGAAUUAUAGCUAACAUGUAGAAAUGAUUCGUGUAUUAGAGCUCAAGAUCUUGGUUUAUGAGAACAAAACUUGAACAAAGACUGCUCAAGUCUCAAGUCCCUCUUUGAUGUCUUGCUCAAACACUUCUUAUUGAUGGGUCGUCUGCCAUUUAAAUGUGAUGUUAGGGGAAAUGGAGCUGUUGUGUGCAGUGACUAAGGAGUUGCCACUCUCAGUUAUGCACUACACAACGAAAUAGAGUGCAUCAGGGGGGAAAAAGGGAUAUUUUAUCGUAUUUGCUGGUUUCUGCUUUAGGGUACAAGGACAGCAUCAUGCUGCAAGCAUCUGCUCCUUCUCCUAUAUAGGGUGUCUCAGAGGUGGUGCAGUUGGUGGGUUGAUAAUGAUGUUUAAAUGUCUAUCCAAUGUUCCUUCUCUACUGAGUGCAGGGUCACAGGAACACUAGCCAACAAUAUGGACAAGAGAUCAUAAAUGGAAAGAAGGAAGGAAGCAUGCCAAACAAUAAGUUUAUUUGUUCCAUAUGUGGUGCAGUCAGGGUUUCUAAAGGCGUGAGAGAUUUACCAGGAAACUUCCAGUCUGCCACUAGUAAUGUUCCUUCCGGCAAAUCGCUCGUGUACUUUGGUUUGUUUCUGGCAAGUGGGAUAUUCUUCAUUUUCAUAGCAUUUACAUUGUUCCUGCCCGUAAUGGUGGUUAUGCCCCAGAAGUUUGCUAUUUGCUUUACACUUGGAUGUGGAUUUAUUAUUGGAUCAUUCUUUGCUCUCAAGGGUCCAAAGAAUCAGCUUGCUCACAUGCUGUCGAAGGAGAGGCUUCCUUUCACAUUGGCUUUUAUAGGCAGUAUGAUUGGUACCAUAUAUGUAUCAAUGGUGCGCCAUAGCUAUGUUCUUUCUGUGAUGUUCUCCGUUAUACAGGUUCUGUCACUUGGAUACUAUGCUAUAUCAUAUUUUCCUGGUGGAUCUGCUGGAAUGAGAUUUCUGACUUCUGCUUUUACCUCUUCAAUAAUGAGAUGUUUUGGGAGGUGACACUGUUUUGGUUAAAUGGUAGUGAUUGAGUGAGUGAGGUGAAAGAUCAUUGUCUAUAUGGUUAGCUGACUUGUAAAUUUUGUCUCUUGAGAUCUAGAGGUUAAAGCUUUGAAGUUUAAACUGAACUAAGAAUACUGCUGAGAUGAAGCAUCAUCUAACAUUUUCCCUCUGAAUGGGGGAAAAAAUUGAUUUGCCUCUUAAUUAGCCUCAACUUUCAUAUUGCAAAUUAACUUCAGCUGAUAAUAUUGCUUUUUCUUCCUCUUCCCACUUUUAUGCAGAAUGGAAUUUAAUUGUAUCCUUCUUACACUUUUA
This is a messenger RNA of Arachis ipaensis, 1966 nucleotides long. Lineage: Eukaryota; Viridiplantae; Streptophyta; Magnoliopsida; Fabales; Fabaceae. The record is from RefSeq and is a predicted model, not a curated record.